AUGGAGCCCUCUAGGACACAUCGGAGUGUUGAGCACAAAGCGGAUCGCAGGGUGAGAGAACUUUACCGCUACUACCAGCCUGCUGGCCCCUCUGGCCUGAUUGCUUCUUGGCUGUCUAAAGGUGAAGAUUUACCGUCCUCUGGCUCUGCAGGGACCCCAGGCACCCCAGCUGCUAGCGAUGGCUCGACACACGGCAGCAGUAGUGCCACCACGCGUCCAUCCACUGCGAUAGGCCCAGAAGCACUCGUGCUGGGUUCGACAAACAAUACAUUGACCUCGUUUGCGCAACUUGCCGCGCUGCGCUUAAAUGCGGAGCGUGCUUUCAUUUGCGUCCUCGAUCGAGAUCGACAGUUUAUUCUUGCGGAAGCUACCAAAUCGGUCAAUUUAAACGAUAAAUCUGUUCAUGACCACAAGGAUGACCUUUGGAUUGGAUCGACUGGCAGUUGUAGAGCAUGGAGCUUGUGCCAGGAAACUGUCGCUUUACCUCCGUCCGAUCGCGAGACGCCCCAUUACGAAUAUAUUGUAGUCAACGACUUGACUGAAAACGAGCGGUAUAGCCAGCUACCAUUCGUGGCGAAUGAACCCAAUUUUUGUUUUUACGCUGGGACGCCCUUGACGACGGACAAUAAUAUCAACUUGGGAUGCUUUUUUGUAUUGGACAAAUCUCCACGAAAUGGCUUGACAUCGUUGGAGAAGGAUACCCUCGGAUCGUUGUCCACAUUGGUGAUGGAUUAUAUGAAAGUCUGUCGACAAGCGUCGGAGGGUCAACGAGCCGCACGCCUGUCAAAGGGGCUGAGCUUCUUUGUCGAAGGAAGCUCAAGCUUCAUCGACAGUGUUGAUCCGUCCCGCACAGACAGUUGUCCUCCGCACUCCGUAACGCCAGCGUCCACAAAUAAUCGUAUUAGCAUGUCCGGGGGUUCUCGUGGGAGUCACCACUCCGAUCCUGCGUCCCAUGAGGUAUCGCACAGCCCACUAAACGACCGAUCGCUGAGCAGCGAUACUCGGUCCACGAGCUCCGGUGUUUCGGGUGCCUCAUUCUCGAAAGAAAACACGGGCACCUCGGGCGCGGCUAGCUCACUCCCGGAAUGGCUCACCAGCAGUAGCCGCAAUCGACUCCCGCCUGACGAUUCGCAUGGUAACUCAUGGUGUUUCCGUCGCGCAGCAAAUCUGCUUCGCGAAAGUCUUGCUUUGGACAACGAUGGUGGCGUUGUCUUCUACGAGGCAACCAAUAACACGUUUAUGGAUGCCGAUGGUGGAAGCGACUGUUCUGGUAGCGAUACCGGUGGUCCUGCAACGAUUUUGUCCAUGUCAACCAACGAAGAUCCGUUUUCCCCUCGAGCCGGAUCUGUCGUCACAUCUCCAGCAGCCAAUCUGGAUCGCUCGUUCCUGAGCCUGCUACUCCGGCGAUACCCAAGAGGCAAAUUGUGGUCUUUCCAUCGUGAUGGGAUAAUCUCCACCUCUGACGACGAUGAUCAAAUGCCUCGCGACGGGGGAACGCCAUCCAUCAAUCGCUCGCCUCGUGGGGCUCCGGCCAUCGAUAUCACAAAUCCAAUUGGCAAAAAGAAGAAAGCUGUCGAGAAUUCUUGGCUCAACCAGUACUUCCCCGGCGCAACACAGAUCCUCUUUGUGCCAUUGUGGAACGCAGUAAGCUCUCAGUGGUUUGGGGGUUGUUUCUGCUACACGACUAUCGAAACUCAAGUGUUCUCAUCUUCUGUUGAGCUGAGCUCCGUCCUUGGGUUCGGCUCGUCUGUUAUGGCCGAGUAUAGUCGUGUGGAAUCUCUGAUUGCCGAUCGACAAAAGGGUGACUUUAUCGGCAGUAUAUCUCACGAGCUUCGAAGUCCGCUUCACGGUAUCCUGGCGGCAGCGGAAUUUUUGAACGGCACCCAUCUCAACGAAUUCCAGGAUUCCUUGCUUGAGACAGUCAAUGCUUGUGGCCGAACACUGCUUGAUACGAUGAACCAAGUUCUGGAUUUCAGCAAGGUAGUUUCUUUGGAACGAACCUGGCGCUCCCUGAAACGGAGGAAGGAAUCGCCGCUGGAUUUUAAGGGGAACGAUAAGCUCGCAUCUCAUCUGGACUCAUAUGUCGACACAGAUCUUGCCAUCCUUGCCGAAGAAGUUGUGGAAGGGAUCUGUCUCGGCCAUGCUUAUGGCCAGAGUUCAACCGCUUCUGCCGACCUUCCGGUUCUACAGUCUCACAACAACGCAAAGUAUGCGGGUGCUCGCAAUAAUGUUGAUGUAUCAAUUGAUGUUCAACAUCAGGACUGGGUUUACCGAACUCAACCGGGUGCUUUGCGUCGAAUCAUCAUGAACAUCUUCGGAAACGCAAUGAAGUAUACCGAAGAAGGCCGAGUCUCUCUGAGCCUGGAGGCUGUCAGCCAUUCCGAGGGUCGCUCCCGCCGGCAGGGUCUGGAAGACAUUGUUACCUUAACAGUGUCGGAUACCGGAAGAGGUAUCUCUGAGGAGUUCCUCCGAGGCAAGUUGUAUACGCCAUUUGCCCAGGAAGAUUCUCUUGCGGUCGGCACGGGGUUGGGUCUUUCCAUCGUACGUAGCCUUGUGAAAGCGCUGAAUGGUCAUAUUCGUGUUCGCAGUCGCAUCGGUGAAGGUACAAUUGUUCGUGUGAUUUUACCUUUGGCGAGACCUGUUGGCGAAGAAAGUCCACCGGUUGAGCCGCAUACAUACAACGUCCAGCAGCGUGAAAUCUUGACCCAAACACUUAUGCUGCGCGAAGGCUAUCCUGGGAAACGGGCUGCCAUUUGGGGAACUGACCCUAAGAGCAUGGCCCAGAAUGAAACCUGGGGUGGGAUUGCCAAGUAUCUUACCGAUUGGUUUGGCAUUGAAGUUGUUGCAUGGCCUUGCGCGCUGCCUUUGGAUAUCUUGCUCAUUAGAGAGGUUGAUCUGCAAGAUUUACGAAAGGUUGAGCUUUCAGCGACCCUUCCUUCCCUUUUGAUCCUCUGCUCCAAACCGGUGGACUAUAGCUUGGCGCAGUCUGAGUGGUUACCUCUUGCUUCGUCUGUGGACAUCAUCAGACGACCAUGCGGCCCACACAAGCUGGCUCGGAGUGUGCUGAAGGGCUUGCAAAACUCUGGAUCAGCCGUAGUCACGCCUGCGUCUGUGGUGAAAGAUCCCAUGGAAUCUACGGAUCUCGUUAUUCGGGCUCCGCCGAUGUCGUCUGCUCUCCCCUCUCCCACCACUCCCUGCCCGAUUGACGAAACUCUUCCGAAUUUCGACUCUGAAAAGACUGUCGGUACUGGCCCAACAUCUCUGGGUGAGCUCCCUCCCGACGCUUCCUCUGUCAUUUCCGCCCCACCAGAAUCCAUUGCUGCAGCUCCCCUUCCCCGACCAUUGGUCCAAGGGGCCAUCGAGGCCACGCGGCCCACACAGGUCCUUGUGGUCGAUGACAAUCGUAUAAAUCUCAACCUCAUGAUGACCUUCAUGAAGAAGCGUCGUCUAUCAGAAUUGGUCUCGGCAGAGAAUGGCAAGCUGGCCGUUGAGGCCGUUGAGCGGAUGUCGACUGGCUUUGACAUCAUCUUCAUGGAUAUUUCGAUGCCCGUGAUGAACGGUUUCGAAGCGACCCGAGCUAUUCGCGCACUGGAGCGAGAGAGCGAUGGCCGUAGACCGGCUAUUAUUAUCGCGCUGACUGGACUGAGCAGCUCGCGGGAUGAGUCCGAAGCUUUGGCUUCUGGUGUGGAUUUCUUCCUGACCAAACCAGUAUCUUUCCGGGAAGUGUCUCGCCUUCUGGAUGAAUGGGAAAGGGAUGGGUUGCAAAAGGAACGGAAGAAUGAAACAUGA
This is a messenger RNA of Penicillium daleae, 3789 nucleotides long. RefSeq lists its product as uncharacterized. NCBI's taxonomy places the organism in Eukaryota, Fungi, Ascomycota, Eurotiomycetes, Eurotiales, Aspergillaceae. The record is from RefSeq and is a predicted model, not a curated record. The transcript has 3 exons. Gene Ontology annotation, biological process: phosphorelay signal transduction system; protein autophosphorylation. Gene Ontology annotation, molecular function: phosphorelay sensor kinase activity; histidine phosphotransfer kinase activity. The coding region runs from base 1 to 3789 and encodes 1262 amino acids.